CAGGCGCGCCGCUCACUUCGGGGGCGGAAGCGGCCGCAGCCGGUUGCCUAGGGGAGCGAUGGCCGCCGGCGGCCUGAGCCGCUCCGAACGGAAAGCGGCCGAAAGGGACAAGAUCCUGCAGGAGGAGCAGCAGCGGAACCGGCUCCGCCAGGUGUCCCGGAUCCUGAAGAAGGCGGCGGCGGAGCGGAGCGCCGAGGAGUGCCGGCUGCUGGCCGAGAGCGAAGAGCUGGUGAAGGAGCUGCAGGGCCGGAGCCGCCGCCGGGAGGGCCUGAAGAGGCGGCAGCAGGAGGUGUGUGAUGACCCAGGGGAACUAAGGAGGAAAGUCAGGGAGCUGGCUGUAGCUGUCCAAAACGCCAAAUACUUGGUCAUCUACACGGGAGCCGGAAUUAGCACGGCAGCUUCCAUCCCAGAUUACCGGGGCCCAAAUGGAGUGUGGACAUUGCUUCAGAAAGGGAGGAGCAUUAGUGCUGCCGAUCUGAGUGAGGCGGAGCCCACCCUCACCCACAUGAGCAUCGCCCGCUUACAUGAGCAGAAGCUGGUGCAGCAUGUAGUAUCCCAGAACUGUGAUGGACUCCAUUUACGGAGUGGAUUGCCCCGCUCAGCAAUUUCAGAACUUCAUGGGAACAUGUACAUUGAGGUCUGCACAUCCUGCACUCCCAACCGAGAGUACUUGAGAGUAUUUGAUGUGACAGAGCGCACAGCCCUGCACAGACACCAGACAGGCCGGACCUGUCAUAAGUGUGGGGCACACCUUCGAGAUACCAUUGUGCACUUUGGUGAGAGGGGGAUUUUGGGGCAACCUCUGAACUGGGAAGCAGCAACCGAGGCAGCAAGCAAAGCAGACACAAUUCUGUGUUUGGGAUCCAGCUUAAAGGUGCUGAAGAAGUAUCCACGUCUCUGGUGUAUGACUAAACCCCCUAGCCGGCGGCCUAAGCUCUACAUAGUAAACUUACAGUGGACACCAAAAGAUGACCUGGCUGCCUUGAAACUUCAUGGGAAAUGUGAUGAUGUCAUGCAGCUGCUAAUGGAUGAACUGGGUCUUGAGAUCCCCCACUACAAUAGGUGGCAAGACCCCAUCUUCUCUCUGGCAACUCCUCUCCGUGCUGAUGAAGAAGGCAGCCACAGCCGAAAGCCAUUGGUACCCCCACAGAGUGCAGAAGAGACUCAGUCCAGGGAUCAAAAGGAGCAAGGGGCUCCACUCAGCUCAGUGCCAUUCUCAGGUGGCUGGUUUGGCAGGGGUUGCACCAAAGGCACAAAGAGGAAAAAAGUGUAGCCCCAUGCCUGUAGGGGAAUAGACAGUUGGCACUUUUCAAAUAACUUCAGGAAACCUUAUUCAGGGGUCAGAAGUCACCAUGAAGGGUGAAGUUAACCUCCAUGUUGACUGGUAAGGGGGAAUAAUGGAUGAAAUUUUUGUACUGGGAUUUUUAGUAAUUUAUCUGGGGUUUUUUUCCCCCCUUGAAAGCCUGUCUUCUAGCUCUUUGUACCACUUUUUGUGCUGCAAACUGCACCCAAUCAUGAAUUAGGGUCUAUUGAUGACGUCUCUGAGUGAGGAAGUGGCAGACUUAAUAAUUUUCUGCAAGAUAAAGGACUUGGUGAUAUUUCACAUCUGGCUGGCCAUGAAGAAAUACACAGCUGCCUUUACCUCAGUUCACCAGACUGCUCUUAGGUCCCUGAACUGUAUUUCUACCACUUGUUACUAAAAAUAUUGCUAACUAUAGGUAUCUUUUUUCUGUAUUUGAGUAUACAGUAAUAGGGUGGCUUUGACCUCUCUAAAAGCUCUAAGCAGAUCCUUUCAUUUUUUUCGAUUAAACUCUACAAUACCUUGAU
This is a messenger RNA of Phascolarctos cinereus (koala), 1827 nucleotides long. It is a transcript of the gene SIRT7, whose product is annotated as sirtuin 7. The record is from RefSeq and is a predicted model, not a curated record. Gene Ontology annotation, cellular component: nucleus; chromatin. Gene Ontology annotation, molecular function: histone H3K18 deacetylase activity, NAD-dependent; NAD+ binding. NCBI's taxonomy places the organism in Eukaryota, Metazoa, Chordata, Mammalia, Diprotodontia, Phascolarctidae.